Messenger RNA from Aspergillus nidulans FGSC A4, 1068 nucleotides. Its product is annotated as aminoglycoside phosphotransferase family protein. The record is from RefSeq and is a predicted model, not a curated record. Lineage: Eukaryota; Fungi; Ascomycota; Eurotiomycetes; Eurotiales; Aspergillaceae. The transcript is spliced from 4 exons. The coding region runs from base 1 to 1068 and encodes 355 amino acids.
AUGCCUCUGAUUUACCUUCCCCCCUCCCAACGGAAACUGAAAUUGAUGACGCCCAGGACAUUUGCUUUGGAGUAUGGAGGGCGAAGGAUUGUCCGGGUUGGGCACUAUUUUGUUGUGAAGUUUGGGAAAGGUGUCAACCUCCUCGAAGGGGAGAAUUUGCUGUUCGUCCGAGAAAAGACCAAUAUUCCCGUUCCCCGGGUCUACGCCCUUUACACGAAACCCGAGACAGGGAAAAAGUAUAUUGUGAUGGAGCAAGUCCAUGGCGAGACGCUACAAUCCUUGUGGCCUCGGCUGACCUCACCUGAGAAGGACUCCAUUAUGAGUACCAUGAGGGCUUAUUUCGACGAGCUGAGGAGUCUUCCGCCGCCAGAAUAUUAUGGCAGCCUCGGUGGCCGAAGUCUUCUUGAUGAAAUCUUUUGGACGCACGAAGUUAACCCCGCGAUCAACGGCCCAUUCACAACUGAAGACGCGCUCAACGAGGCAUUUGCAUUGAAGUAUGUUUAUGAUGAUCGGCCUUGCUUCAGAGCCGAGUUCUACCGCCAGUGUCUGCCACGUAUUUUUCAUGACCAUCAGCCAACAUUCACCCACGGAGACUUUCAAAGGAAGAAUAUAAUCGUUCAGCGCGCUGAGAACGAGGCUGGAGUAGAAGCACCCAAGGGAAUAAGAGUAGUUUUGCUGGAUUGGGAAAAGUCAGGGUGGUAUCCGAGUUACUGGGAAUAUUGUCUAGCUGUCUGUGCCUUACGAUGGGAUGAUGACUGGUGUCUCUGGGUUGAGAAGACAUUGGAUCCGUUUGUUUCUGAGGCUGCAUGGCUGCAGACGCUUCGUCUUGAACUAUGGGUCUAUCAGCAGAAUCUGAUUGGUGAUAUGUUAAUGAAAGAGGCGACCAGAAAGUGCUAUCAAGACAAAUCCUUCUGGUUGACGCAUGAAUACUUCCAGCAGCAAGAUCAUAGGCAUGUCAUCGGGCCGCGCGUGGUUCAGCUAGACCAGGUUACUGAAGAAGUGAUCCUUAGGAGUGGCACUGGUUUUGCCACCAACUGUAGGAGGUCAGGCAUCAUUAGAACUGUCUAA